AAAUAGAAGACGAAAGCGAAACUUUGUUCAGUUGUUAUAACGAAUUAUUUCCAUUGGAUUAAUAAUUAUUACACUUUCUUAUUAAGAAAUUGUAAAUAAUACGUUUUAAAGUAUAACAGUGCAUGAUGGCAAACUUAAAGUCAGACCUGGAUCAAUAUCUACUUCAAAACGAAAGCCGUCGAAGUUACAAAAUUAGUUUACCAUUCUCAACUCCUAGUUUCUUCUCACGAAGCAAUGACGAAUCUCCCACAAGUACCAGCUCAACCGCAACUUGGUUCGAAAACGUACAAAAAGAAUAUUUUACCCUAACUCGAACACAACGGUUUCUUGGUUUCGGUAUAUGUUUAUUCUUGGGUAUACUAUGCUUUACAUUAUCAUUCUUUUAUAUACCACUUCUGCUACUGCAAGCCAGAAAAUUUGCCCUUUUAUUCUCAUUGGGCAGUCUCUUCUUUAUAAUGAGUUUCAGUUUUCUCUAUGGUCCUUGGGCCCAUGUGAAGUCUCUAUUCUCAAAGGAAAGGGCUUUGACAACAUCUCUCUAUGGUUUUACAUUAAUAGCCACAUUAUACUGUGCACUACAUCUACAGAGCACACCAUUGACAGUAAUUUUUGCAGUUGCCCAAGUCCUCGCCCUAAUGUGGAUGAUGCUAGGCUCUAUACCCGGUGGCUCAUCCGGAAUGAGGUUCUUCGGUAGCAUGUUCAAAUCAUCUGUGUCAAACACCUUGCCCAUUUAACAGAUAAUUAAAUGCAUUUGACUGCAAAUAUUAUCUAAGUAUAGGUUGAAUUUGUAAUUUAAAAUUGUAUCCAAUGGUUUUUUUAGUUACAAUUAAAUUAAUUGAAAUACAAUUGCCUUAUUAUAUAUAAGUAUUCUUAGAUUUUUUACCAGUAAUGUUAUCACAAGUAACCUUUUUUAAUGUGUUAUCUUUUGAAUAGUUUUCAUACUUAAAUGUCCUUAUUUUAUUUAAAAACUCAAUUAAAACUAUUGUUAUUAAAUUUGACUAUUAACUUAUAACUUUGACAAAUUUAUUUUAUUUUGUGUAAUACACUGCUAUAUUAGGUUCAUUUCAAAUUAUGUAUUAGAAAAUUAAAAUAAUCUAUUUAAUUUAUUCACAGAACCUUUGUUAUUUGAAGAAAUUUUGUUAUUUGAAGCUACAAUGGAUUUUUAUUUAUAUAAAAAUGGAGUUUAUUGCCAGCAUGUCUUUGGUAUUUUAAUUAUUCCGUCUAAUUCAUAUUUUGUAGCUUUGACUGGUAUUCAUUAUUUUUCAAAAUACAAAAAGGGGCCUUAAAUAAAAUCUCAUAGAUGUGUUCAUUGUUAUUGUUUAAAUGCAUUUGUAAUUCUAAACUUAUACAUAUCAUAAAAUGUAAACAGAAGCACAAAUAAAUAAUACAUAAAUUAAGAUACUUAAUAAAUUUAUAAGUUUAUUUUCUAAACUGCGCUUAUCAUUGUAUUUAUUCAACUACUUUAUGAAUUGGGACUGGCAUAUAUGUUUUUGAGUGUGUGGGAUGGACGAGUGGAAGAUUUAAUUAAGAAAACUUUGUAAAUAAACUUUAAAAUUAU
Vanessa atalanta (red admiral) is the source of this 1555-nucleotide messenger RNA. Its product is annotated as protein transport protein sft2. Gene Ontology annotation, cellular component: membrane. NCBI's taxonomy places the organism in Eukaryota, Metazoa, Arthropoda, Insecta, Lepidoptera, Nymphalidae. The transcript has 3 exons. Gene Ontology annotation, biological process: vesicle-mediated transport. The record is from RefSeq and is a predicted model, not a curated record. Bases 123 to 731 code for a protein of 202 amino acids.